Messenger RNA from Pelobates fuscus (common spadefoot toad), 20868 nucleotides. RefSeq names its product mucin-17-like. The coding region runs from base 62 to 20467 and encodes 6801 amino acids. Gene Ontology annotation, cellular component: extracellular matrix. The record is from RefSeq and is a predicted model, not a curated record. Gene Ontology annotation, molecular function: protein binding. The transcript is spliced from 40 exons. Lineage: Eukaryota; Metazoa; Chordata; Amphibia; Anura; Pelobatidae.
CAGCUGCACCUGCCCUAUAUACCCCUCAGUUCAGUACUUGGUGACUGAACAUCAGGCAAAAAUGGGAACUUGGAGGGGCACAUGGAUACCAAUAUGUUCCAUUGUACUGCUUGUCUGCUUUCAUGCACAAGGUUCAAUCGUCCUUCAAAGUUCAGUGCAGCAGACAUCUGACGUGCAAUCUCCAUUGGUGAACUUCAUCGGAACAACUGUGGCUCCCAUUGUUAGAAAUAGUGUAUCUAUUCACAAUGGACAAGUCUGCAGUUCCUGGGGUAAUUACAACUUCAAGACAUUUGAUGGGGACCUAUUUCAUUUCCCUGGAACUUGCAAUUAUUUAUUUGCAUCCAACUGCAAAAGCAACUACGAAGACUUCAACAUUCAAAUCAGGCGUUCCAUUGUGAACACACUGCCCACCAUCAGCAACAUUGAAAUGAAGAUCGAUGGUGUUUACAUUGAGUUGAAGAAUAACAGUUUAACAUUCAAUGGUGACCCAGUGCAAAUUCCAUACAGUUUCUCUGGAAUACAGAUUGAUAGAAGUGGGUUAUACAUCAGAAUUCUGUCCAAGCUGGGUUUGAAUUUCAUGUGGAACGAAGACGAUGCCAUCCUGUUGGAACUGGAUUCAAAGUUUGCAAAUGAAACCUGCGGUCUUUGUGGAGACUACAAUGGGAUUCCAGUAUACAACGAGUUUAUAAUAAACAAUGUGCAGGUCAGUGAGGUUCAGUUUGGAAAUAUGCAGAAGUACAAUGGACCUACAGAAUUGUGUCCAGAUUUGUUAACCGCUCCUCAGAACAACUGUACCGACAAUAGGAGAAUGUGUGAAGUUAUUUUGACUGGCUCAGCAUUUUCAGCUUGUAAUGUCCUUGUGAAUCCCACUGAGUAUAUUGAUAGCUGCGUCCAGGACCUGUGCAGAUGUCAAGGAGAUGGACUUGGAUUCUGUCUUUGUAACACCUUUGCAGAAUACUCCCGUCAGUGUACCCAUGCAGGGGGAACUCCAGAAAACUGGAGAAGUGAUUCACUGUGCCCCGUAACAUGUGCUAACAACAUGGAGUACAGAGAAUGUGGAAGCCCUUGUACAGACACCUGCACCCACCAACAGAGGUCAUCAGUCUGUGAUGACCAUUGCAUUGAUGGAUGCUUCUGUCCUGCAGGAACGGUCUAUGAUGACAUCAACAACUCCGGCUGCAUUCCAGUCCUGCAGUGCUCCUGUGUAUUUAAUGGGGAAACCUAUGAAUCAGGAACAGGAUAUUCUGCUCAGUGUCAAUCUUGUACAUGUUCUGGAGGUAUCUGGAAAUGUUCUGAAGAAGCUUGCUUGGGAUUGUGUUCAAUCGAAGGAGGAUCUCAUAUCACCUCGUUUGAUUCUACAUUAUAUAACUUCCAUGGAGACUGCAGCUAUGUAAUAACAAAGACCUGCAACAACAAUGAUUUCAGUGUGUUGGCAGAACUGCGAGACUGUGGCCUGACAGAUACUGAGACUUGCAUAAAAAGUGUCAGCCUCAGUUUACACAAUGGGACCGAUUUUAUCUAUAUUAAACCCUGUGGAAGUGUAUAUGUGAACUCAUUGUACACCCAGCUACCCGUCUCUUCAGCCAGUGUCACCAUCUUCAAGCCUUCAUCCUUUUUCAUUAUCGUCCAGACCAACUUUGGCAUCCAACUUCAGAUCCAGAUUGUUCCUCUCAUGCAGAUCUAUAUUUAUUUGGAUCCUUCCUAUAGAAAUAAGGUUUGCGGUCUCUGCGGAAACUACAACAAUAUUCAAGCAGAUGAUUUCAGAGUUCUCAGUGGAGUGACUGAAGGAACAGGGUCUUCUUUUGCAAACACCUGGAUGACCCAAGCUGACUGUAAACUAGUCACAAACAGUUUCGAAAAUCCUUGUUCUUUGAGUGUGGAGAAUGAGAAAUAUGCCACACAUUGGUGUUCCAUGUUAACUGACCCCAGUGGAGUUUUUGCAUCAUGCCAUUCUAAAGUCAAUCCAAACCAUUACCUGCAGAACUGUAUGUUUGACUCAUGUAAUUGUGCCAAGAGUGAGGACUGCAUGUGUGCUGCCCUUUCAUCCUACGUAUAUGCCUGUUCUAGACAAGGAAUCACUCUUAAUGGAUGGAGACAAAAUGUCUGCAAUACAUACACCACCACUUGCCCCAAGACCUUGUCAUACAGUUACUCUAUAAGCACCUGCCAACAAACAUGUCGCUCCCUCAGUGAGCAUGACAUCACUUGUGACAUCUCAUUUGUACCUGUUGAUGGCUGCAUAUGUCAGAAUGGAACCUACCUUGAUGACACUGGUGCAUGUGUUCUCUCUACCUCCUGUCCUUGCUAUUAUAAGGGUACAGCUGUACCUCCAGGGGAAGUGGUCCACGAUAAUGGAGCCUUGUGCACCUGUACCAGGGGUACAUUGGACUGCAUUGGACAACAACCUCCAGUUACAGUUUGUGCAGCUCCAAAGGUCUAUUUUGAUUGCACCAACCAAACUGCUGGAACCAAGGGAUCAGAAUGUCAGAAAAGUUGUCAAACCUUUGACAUGAACUGCUAUAGCACACAAUGUGUAUCUGGCUGUGUUUGUCCUAAUGGACUGGUAGCUGAUGAUAAUGGAGGAUGUAUUAGAGCAGAUGAAUGUCCAUGCGCACACAACAACGAAGUAUUUGCAGCUGGCUCUAGUAUCACCGUAAAAUGCAAUACAUGUACCUGUGUAAAUAGAAACUGGGUCUGUACCAGUGAGGCAUGUUUGGGAACGUGUACUGUGUAUGGAGAUGGUCACUACCUUACAUUUGACAACAAAGGAUAUAAUUUCAAUGGGGACUGCGAGUAUACAUUGGCUCAGGAUUAUUGUAGCAGUGACUCUACUUCUGGUACAUUCAGAGUAAUCACACAAAAUAUCCCAUGCGGAUCCACAGGAACGACAUGCUCGAAAACUAUCAAGGUUUAUCUAGGAAACUAUGAAUUUAUACUCAGUGAUGAGAAAUUUGAGGUGGUCCAGAGAGAUGUUGGACAAUAUGUGCCAUACAAGGUUCACCAGAUGGGAAUAUAUUUGGUAAUCGAAGCAUUGAAUGGAUUGGUUUUGGUGUGGGACAAGAAGACAACUAUAUUUAUCAAGCUUGAGUCAACUUUCCAGGGUAAAGUGUGUGGAUUGUGUGGUAACUAUGAUGGAAACGCUAAUAAUGAUUUCACCACCAGGAGUUUCUCAGUAGUAGGAGAUGUACUUGAAUUUGGUAACAGCUGGAAACUUUCACCAAGUUGCAUAGAUGCAAUUAACCUCAACGAUCCUUGCAAUCUCAAUCCAUACAGAAAAUCAUGGGCUCAGAGACAAUGUAGCAUCAUCACUAGUGCAGCCUUCUCGACUUGCCACCCCCUGGUGGACCCAGUUAAAUAUUAUGAUACUUGUGUUAAUGAUGCCUGUGCUUGUGACACCGGUGGAGAUUGUGAGUGCUUCUGUACAGCUGUAGCCUCAUAUGCCCAAGCUUGCAGUGAAGCUGGCGUAUGCGUUAGUUGGAGAACACCAAACAUGUGUCCUCUAUUCUGUGAUUUCUACAACCUUGAAGGGCAGUGUGAAUGGCACUACAAACCAUGUGGGGCACCAUGCCUGAAGACCUGCCGUAACCCAAGUGGAACCUGCUACCACCAUCUACCAGGCUUGGAAGGUUGCUACCCCAAUUGCCCUGAAGACAAGCCCUACUUCGAUGAAGAUUUAAUGCAAUGUGUGCCAGUUUGUAACUGUUAUGAUAAAUAUGGCAAAAGUUAUACCAUUGGACAACAAAUGCCUCCUACAAGGAAUGGAACAUGCACAGCCUGUAACUGCACAGAAAAUGGAGAACAAUGUUAUGACCUCACAGAUUGUUGCCUUUAUGAUGGUCGGAUGUUUAAGAACAAUGCCACAAUCUACAAAACUACCGAUGGCUUAGGAGGUUGUUUUACAGCUAUCUGCUCUGAUGGAAACAUCACAAGAAUUGUUGACAACUGUUCUACUACUACUACUACAUCAGUACCCACCACACCAUUCAGCUUCUCUACCACCUCUCCAGUUACUGUAACAACUACUCCUUCAGUCACGAGUCCAAACAUUACAACAGUCACAAAAGUGUGCGCCGAGUGCAGUUGGUCACCUUGGUACGAUAUCAGCUAUCCAUAUGUUGGGGCAGACUCAGGAGACUUUGAAACCUUUCAAAAUCUAAAGAAAAGUGGCUAUAAUAUUUGUGAUGCUCCUCGAAGUGUUAAAUGCAGGGCAAAGGCAUUUCCUAAUGAAAAAUUAGAAGAUUUAGGGCAACAAGUAACAUGCAGCAAAGAACUUGGAUUAAUCUGUUAUAAUAGUCAAAAUUUUCCAGUGUGCUACAAUUACCAAAUUAGCAUUGAAUGUUGUGGUACCUAUGCAGAAUGUAGUUCACCAACUACUCCAAGUACUCCUGUAAGUCCAACGACAACACCUACUGUCACUUCACCGAUUACUGGAACAACAUCAUCAAGCACUUCAACACCAAUCACUACUUCUCCUACUUGUACUCAAAUGGAUUGCCGUUACACAGAUUGGUUUGACUUCCAUGCUCCUACAUCAGACAUAAGAGAUGGAGAUAUUGAAACUAUUCAGGAUAUUAAAUUAAGAGGAUAUACUGUAUGUAGCGAGAAUGAAUAUGAAACUAACAUACAAUGUGAACCUAUUAAUUACGGGCAGUCACAAAUUGGGCAAAAAAAUCAAAGUUAUCAAUGUGAUUUAAAGAAUGGAUUGGUCUGCAAAAACAUAGAUCAAAAGAGCUCAUCAAAUAUAUGCUACAAUUACAGAAUUAGAAUUGAAUGCUGUUCUAAGUACUGUGAAAAAUCUUCCCCAACCACCACUUCUGUAAUCACUUCAAGCCCUCCAACAAGCACCUCACCUAUUUCUGAAACAACUCCAGGAUCAACUACUUCAGUUAUCACUUCAACAACAACCCCAUCUUCCACAACAUCUAUUGUAACAGAAACAAAAACACCUACUAUCUCUGUAUCAACUACUUCAAUUCCAACUACAUCAAUCACACCUCCUACAACCGAGUUAACCACCCCAACUACUACUACCUGUACAAAAAUGGAUUGCCGUUAUACAGACUGGUUUGAUUUAAAUGAACCGACAUCCAGCACGAACGGUGGGGACAUUGAGACUUUGGAAAGAAUUAAAGCCCAGAAAAUUGCUGUCUGUACAGAACAGGAAAUAGAAACCAACAUACAGUGUGAAGCAGCAGUAAGUGGAGGAUCACAGAAACAAGUUUAUACGUGUGAUCUAAAGAAUGGACUGAUCUGUAACAACAAAGAUCAAACUGGCUCCAGUAUUUGUUAUGACUAUAAAAUCAGAAUUGAAUGCUGUUCUAAGUACUGUGAAAAAUCUUCCCCAACCACCACUUCUGUAAUCACUUCAAGCCCUCCAACAAGCACCUCACCUAUUUCUGAAACAACUCCAGGAUCAACUACUUCAGUUAUCACUUCAACAACAACCCCAUCUUCCACAACAUCUAUUGUAACAGAAACAAAAACACCUACUAUCUCUGUAUCAACUACUUCAAUUCCAACUACAUCAAUCACACCUCCAACUACCGAGUUAACCACCCCAACCACUACUACUACUACCUGUACAAAAAUGGAUUGCCGUUAUACAGACUGGUUUGAUUUAAAUAAACCUACAUCCAGCACGGACGGUGGGGACAUUGAGACUUUGGAAAGACUUAAAGCCCAGAAAAUUGCUGUCUGUACAGAACAGGAAAUAGAAACCAACAUACAGUGUGAAGCAGCAGUAAGUGGAGGAUCACAGAUACAAGUUUAUACUUGUGAUUUAAAGAAUGGACUGAUCUGUAACAACAAAGAUCAAACUGGCUCCAGUAUUUGUUAUGACUAUAAAAUCAGAAUUGAAUGCUGUUCUAAGUACUGUGAAAAAUCUUCCCCAACCACCACUUCUGUAAUCACUUCAAGCCCUCCAACAAGCACCUCACCUAUUUCUGAAACAACUCCAGGAUCAACUACUUCAGUUAUCACUUCAACAACAACCCCAUCUUCCACAACAUCAACUGUAACAGAAACAAAAACACCUACUAUCUCUGUAUCAACUACUUCAAUUCCAACUACAUCAAUCACACCUCCAACUACCGAGUUAACCACCCCAACCACUACUACUACUACCUGUACAAAAAUGGAUUGCCGUUAUACAGACUGGUUUGAUUUAAAUAAACCUACAUCCAGCACGGACGGUGGGGACAUUGAGACUUUGGAAAGACUUAAAGCCCAGAAAAUUGCUGUCUGUACAGAACAGGAAAUAGAAACCAACAUACAGUGUGAAGCAGCAGUAAGUGGAGGAUCACAGAUACAAGUUUAUACGUGUGAUCUAAAGAAUGGACUGAUCUGUAACAACAAAGAUCAAACUGGCUCCAGUAUUUGUUAUGACUAUAAAAUCAGAAUUGAAUGCUGUUCUAAGUACUGUGAAAAAUCUUCCCCAACCACCACUUCUGUAAUCACUUCAAGCCCUCCAACAAGCACCUCACCUAUUUCUGAAACAACUCCAGGAUCAACUACUUCAGUUAUCACUUCAACAACAACCCAAUCUUCCACAACAUCAACUGUAACAGAAACAAAAACACCUACUAUCUCUGUAUCAACUACUUCAAUUCCAACUACAUCAAUCACACCUCCUACAACCGAGUUAACCACCCCAACUACUACUACCUGUACAAAAAUGGAUUGCCGUUAUACAGACUGGUUUGAUUUAAAUGAACCGACAUCCAGCACGAACGGUGGGGACAUUGAGACUUUGGAAAGAAUUAAAGCCCAGAAAAUUGCUGUCUGUACAGAACAGGAAAUAGAAACCAACAUACAGUGUGAAGCAGCAGUAAGUGGAGGAUCACAGAAACAAGUUUAUACUUGUGAUCUAAAGAAUGGACUGAUCUGUAACAACAAAGAUCAAACUGGCUCCAGUAUUUGUUAUGACUAUAAAAUCAGAAUUGAAUGCUGUUCUAAGUACUGUGAAAAAUCUUCCCCAACCACCACUUCUGUAAUCACUUCAAGCCCUCCAACAAGCACCUCACCUAUUUCUGAAACAACUCCAGGAUCAACUACUUCAGUUAUCACUUCAACAACAACCCCAUCUUCCACAACAUCUAUUGUAACAGAAACAAAAACACCUACUAUCUCUGUAUCAACUACUUCAAUUCCAACUACAUCAAUCACACCUCCAACUACCGAGUUAACCACCCCAACCACUACUACUACUACCUGUACAAAAAUGGAUUGCCGUUAUACAGACUGGUUUGAUUUAAAUAAACCUACAUCCAGCACGGACGGUGGGGACAUUGAGACUUUGGAAAGAAUUAAAGCCCAGAAAAUUGCUGUCUGUACAGAACAGGAAAUAGAAACCAACAUACAGUGUGAAGCAGCAGUAAGUGGAGGAUCACAGAUACAAGUUUAUACUUGUGAUUUAAAGAAUGGACUGAUCUGUAACAACAAAGAUCAAACUGGCUCCAGUAUUUGUUAUGACUAUAAAAUCAGAAUUGAAUGCUGUUCUAAGUACUGUGAAAAAUCUUCCCCAACCACCACUUCUGUAAUCACUUCAAGCCCUCCAACAAGCACCUCACCUAUUUCUGAAACAACUCCAGGAUCAACUACUUCAGUUAUCACUUCAACAACAACCCCAUCUUCCACAACAUCAACUGUAACAGAAACAAAAACACCUACUAUCUCUGUAUCAACUACUUCAAUUCCAACUACAUCAAUUACACCUCCAACUACUGAGUUAACCACCCCAACCACUACUACUACUACCUGUACAAAAAUGGAUUGCCGUUAUACAGACUGGUUUGAUUUAAAUAAACCUACAUCCAGCACAGACGGUGGGGACAUUGAGACUUUGGAAAGAAUUAAAGCCCAGAAAAUUGCUGUCUGUACAGAACAGGAAAUAGAAACCAACAUACAGUGUGAAGCAGCAGUAAGUGGAGGAUCACAGAUACAAGUUUAUACGUGUGAUCUAAAGAAUGGACUGAUCUGUAACAACAAAGAUCAAACUGGCUCCAGUAUUUGUUAUGACUAUAAAAUCAGAAUUGAAUGCUGUUCUAAGUACUGUGAAAAAUCUUCCCCAACCACCACUUCUGUAAUCACUUCAAGCCCUCCAACAAGCACCUCACCUAUUUCUGAAACAACUCCAGUAUCAACUACUUCAGUUAUCACUUCAACAACAACCCCAUCUUCCACAACAUCUAUUGUAACAGAAACAAAAACACCUACUAUCUCUGUAUCAACUACUUCAAUUCCAACUACAUCAAUCACACCUCCUACAACCGAGUUAACCACCCUAACUACUACUACCUGUACAAAAAUGGAUUGCCGUUAUACAGACUGGUUUGAUUUAAAUAAACCUACAUCCAGCACGGACGGUGGGGACAUUGAGACUUUGGAAAGACUUAAAGCCCAGAAAAUUGCUGUCUGUACAGAACAGGAAAUAGAAACUAACAUACAGUGUGAAGCAGUAGUAAGUGGAGGAUCACAGAAACAAGUUUAUACUUGUGAUCUAAAGAAUGGACUGAUCUGUAACAACAAUGAUCAAACUGGCUCCAGCAUUUGUUUUGACUAUAAAAUAAGAAUUGAAUGCUGUUCUAAGUACUGUGAAAAAUCAUUCCCAACCACAAAUUCUAUAACAACUGCAAGCACAGUCUCAACAACCCAAUUAUUGAGUACUUCAGCAAUUUCAACAAUAUCAACAUAUUCUGUAACAUCUUUAAUAACAAUUCCACCAUCAGAACCAUACAUUGUAAUUUCAACUCCUUCAUCCACCACACAAACAGUCUCAGAAACAACUGUUACAAAGACAGUUUCAACAACCCUAUCAUCCAGCACACCAACAAUUUCAACAGUAUCAACAUCAUCUGUAACAACUUCACCAACAACUCCUUCAUCCACCACGCCAACUGUUUCUGAAACAACAACAAGCACAGUGUCCACAACCCCAUCAUCAAGCACACCAACCAUUUCAACAGUUUCAACCAGCUCUGUAACAACUUCGCCAACAACUCCUUCAUCCACUACACCAACAGUCUCAGAAACAACUCCUACAAAGACAGUUUCAACAACCACAUCUUCAAGCACACCAACAACUUCAACAGUAUCAACAUCAUCUGUAACAACUUCACCAACAACUCCAUCUUCCACCCCAACUGUUUCUGAAACAACUCCAACAAGCACAGUGUCCACAAGUCCAUCAUCCAGCACAUCAACAAUUUCAACAUUUUCAACCAGCUCUGUAACAACUUCGCCAACAACUCCUUCAUCCACUACACCAACAGUCUCAGAAACAACUCCUACAAAAACAGUUUCAACAACCACAUCUUCAAGCACACCAACAACUUCAACAGUAUCAACAUCAUCUGUAACUACUUCACCAACAACUCCUUCAUCCACUACACCAACAGUCUCAGAAACAACUCCUACAAAGACAGUUUCAACAACCACAUCUUCAAGCACACCAACAAUUUCAACAGUAUCAACAUCAUCUGUAACAACUUCACCAACAACUCCUUCAUCCACCACGCCAACUGUUUCUGAAACAACAACAAGCACAGUGUCCACAACCCCAUCAUCAAGCACACCAACCAUUUCAACAGUUUCAACCAGCUCUGUAACAACUUCGCCAACAACUCCUUCAUCCACUACACCAACAGUCUCAGAAACAACUCCUACAAAGACAGUUUCAACAACCACAUCUUCAAGCACACCAACAACUACAUCAGUAUCAACAUCAUCUGUAACUACUUCACCAACAACUCCUUCAUCCACCACGCCAACUGUUUCUGAAACAACAACAAGCACAGUGUCCACAACCCCAUCAUCCACUACUCCAACCAUUUCAACAGUUUCAACUACCUCUGUAACAACUUCGCCAACAACUCAUUCAUCCACUACACCAACGGUCUCAGAAACAACUCCUACAAAGACAGUUUCAACAACCACAUCAUCCAGCACACCAACAACUUCAACAGUAUCAACAUCAUCUGUAACUGCUUCACCAACAACUCCUUCAUCUACCACUCCAACUGUUUCUGAAACAACUCCAACAAGAACAGUUUCCACAACCACAUCAUCAAGCACACCAACAAUUUCAACAGUAUCAACUACCUCUGUAACAACGUCACCAACCACUCUUUCAUCCACCACACCAACUGUUUCUGAAACAACAACAAACACAGUGCCCACAAGCCCAUCAUCCAGCACACCAACAAUUUCAACAGUUUCAACUACCUCUGUAACAACUUUGCCAUCAACUCCUUCAUCCACCACACCAACAGUCUCAGAAACAACUCCUACAAAGACAGUUUCAACUACCCUAUCAUCCAGCACACCAACAAUUUCAACAGUAUCAACAUCAUCUGUAACAACUUCACCAACAACUCCUUCAUCCACCACGCCAACUGUUUCUGAAACAACAACAAGCACAGUGUCCACAACCCCAUCAUCCAGUACACCAACCAUUUCAACAGUUUCAACUACCUCUGUAACAACUUCGCCAACAACUCCUUCAUCCACUACACCAACAGUCUCAGAAACAACUCCUACAAAGACAGUUUCAACUACCCCAUCAUCCAGCACACAAACAACUUCAACAGUAUCAACAUCAUCUGUAACAACUUCACCAACAACUCCUUCAUCCACGACGCCAACUGUUUCUGAAACAACAAGCACAGUGUCCACAACCCCAUCAUCCAGCACACCAACCAUUUCAACAGUUUCAACUACGUCUGUAACAACUUCGCCAACAACUCCUUCAUCCACUACACCAACGGUCUCAGAAACAACUCCUACAAAGACAGUUUCAACAACCCCAUCAUCCAGCACACCAACAACUUCAACAGUAUCAACAUCAUCUGUAACUACUUCACCAACAACUCCUUCAUCUACCACUCCAACUGUUUCUGAAACAACUCCUACAAAGACAGUUUCAACAACCACAUCAUCCAGCACACCAACAACUUCAACAGUAUCAACAUCAUCUGUAACUACUUCACCAACAACUCCUUCAUCUACCACUCCAACUGUGUCUGAAACAACUCCUACAAAGACAGUUUCAACAACCACAUCAUCCAGCACACCAACAACUUCAACAGUAUCAACAUCAUCUGUAACAACUUCACCAACAACUCCUUCAUCUACCACUCCAACUGUUUCUGAAACAACAACAAACACAGUGUCCACAACCCCAUCAUCCAGCACACCAACAAUUUCAACAGUUUCAACUACCUCUGUAACAACUUUGCCAUCAAUUCCUUCAUCCACCGCACCAACAGUCUCAGAAACAACUCCUACAAAUACAGUUUCAACUACCCCAUCAUCCAGCACACCAACAACUUCAACAGUAUCAACAUCAUCUGUAACAACUUCACCAACAACUCCUUCAUCCACCACGCCAACUGUUUCUGAAACAACAACAAGCACAGUGUCCACAACCCCAUCAUCAAGCACACCAACCAUUUCAACAGUUUCAACUACCUCUGUAACAACUUCGCCAACAACUCCUUCAUCCACUACACCAACAGUCUCAGAAACAACUCCUACAAAGACAGUUUCAACUACCCCAUCAUCCAGCACACCAACAACUUCAACAGUAUCAACAUCAUCUGUAACAACUUCACCAACAACUCCUUCAUCCACCACGCCAACUGUUUCUGAAACAACAACAAGCACAGUGUCCACAACCCCAUCAUCCAGUACACCAACCAUUUCAACAGUUUCAACUACCUCUUUAACAACUUCGCCAACAACUCCUUCAUCCACUACACCAACGGUCUCAGAAACAACUCCUACAAAGACAGUUUCAACUACCCCAUCAUCCAGCACACCAACAACUUCAACAGUAUCAACAUCAUCUGUAACUACUUCACCAACAACUCCUUCAUCUACCACUCCAACUGUUUCUGAAACAACUCCUACAAAGACAGUUUCAACAACCACAUCAUCCAGCACACCAACAACUUCAACAGUAUCAACAUCAUCUGUAACUACUUCACCAACAACUCCUUCAUCUACCACUCCAACUGUGUCUGAAACAACUCCUACAAAGACAGUUUCAACAACCACAUCAUCCAGCACACCAACAACUUCAACAGUAUCAACAUCAUCUGUAACAACUUCACCAACAACUCCUUCAUCUACCACUCCAACUGUUUCUGAAACAACUCCAACAAGAACAGUUUCCACAACCACAUCAUCAAGCACACCAACAAUUUCAACAGUAUCAACUACCUCUGUAACAACGUCACCAACCACUCCUUCAUCCACCACACCAACUGUUUCUGAAACAACAACAAACACAGUGUCCACAACCCCAUCAUCCAGCACACCAACAAUUUCAACAGUUUCAACUACCUCUGUAACAACUUUGCCAUCAACUCCUUCAUCCACCACACCAACAGUCUCAGAAACAACUCCUACAAAGACAGUUUCAACUACCCCAUCAUCCAGCACACCAACAACUUCAACAGUAUCAACAUCAUCUGUAACAACUUCACCAACAACUCCUUCAUCCACCAUGCCAACUGUUUCUGAAACAACAACAAGCACAGUGUCCACAACCCCAUCAUCAAGCACACCAACCAUUUCAACAGUUUCAACUACGUCUGUAACAACUUCGCCAACAACUCCUUCAUCCACUACACCAACGGUCUCAGAAACAACUCCUACAAAGACAGUUUCAACUACCCCAUCAUCCAGCACACCAACAACUUCAACAGUAUCAACAUCAUCUGUAACUACUUCACCAACAACUCCUUCAUCCACGACGCCAACUGUUUCUGAAACAACAAGCACAGUGUCCACAACCCCAUCAUCCAGCACACCAACCAUUUCAACAGUUUCAACUACCUCUGUAACAACUUCACCAACAACUCCUUCAUCCACUACACCAACAGUCUCAGAAACAACUCCUACAAAGACAGUUUCAACUACCCCAUCAUCCAGCACACCAACAACUUCAACAGUAUCAACAUCAUCUGUAACAACUUCACCAACAACUCCUUCAUCCACCACACCAACUGUUUCUGAAACAACAACAAGCACAGUAUCCACAACCCCAUCAUCAAGCACACCAACCAUUUCAACAGUUUCAACUAGCUCUGUAUCAACUUCACCAACAACUCCUUCAUCCACUACACCAACAGUCUCAGAAACAACUCCUACAAAGACAGUUUCAACUACCCCAUCAUCCAGCACACCAACAACUUCAACAGUAUCAACAUCAUCUGUAACAACUUCACCAACAACUCCUUCAUCCACGACGCCAACUGUUUCUGAAACAACAAGCACAGUGUCCACAACCCCAUCAUCCAGCACACCAACCAUUUCAACAGUUUCAACUACCUCCGUAACAACUUCACCAACAACUCCUUCAUCCACUACACCAACAGUCUCAGAAACAACUCCAACAAAGACAGUUUCAACUACCCCAUCAUCCAGCACACCAACAACUUCAACAGUAUCAACAUCAUCUGUAACAACUUCACCAACAACUCCUUCAUCCACCACGCCAACUGUUUCUGAAACAACAACAAGCACAGUGUCCACAACCCCAUCAUCAAGCACACCAACCAUUUCAACAGUUUCAACUACCUCUGUAACAACUUCGCCAACAACUCCUUCAUCCUCUACACCAACAGUCUCAGAAACAACUCCUACAAAGACAGUUUCAACUACCCCAUCAUCCAGCACACCAACAACUUCAACAGUAUCAACAUCAUCUGUAACAACUUCACCAACAACUCCUUCAUCCACCACACCAACUGUUUCUGAAACAACAACAAGCACAGUAUCCACAACCCCAUCAUCAAGCACACCAACCAUUUCAACAGUUUCAACUACCUCUGUAACAACUUCGCCAACAACUCCUUCAUCCUCUACACCAACAGUCUCAGAAACAACUCCUACAAAGACAGUUUCAACUACCCCAUCAUCCAGCACACCAACAACUUCAACAGUAUCAACAUCAUCUGUAACAACUUCACCAACAACUCCUUCAUCCACCACACCAACUGUUUCUGAAACAACAAGCACAGUAUCCACAACCCCAUCAUCAAGCACACCAACCAUUUCAACAGUUUCAACUAGCUCUGUAUCAACUUUGCCAACAACUCCUUCAUCCACUACACCAACAGUCUCAGAAACAACUCCUACAAAGACAGUUUCAACUACCCCAUCAUCCAGCACACCAACAACUUCAACAGUAUCAACAUCAUCUGUAACAACUUCACCAACAACUCCUUCAUCCACGACGCCAACUGUUUCUGAAACAACAAGCACAGUGUCCACAACCCCAUCAUCCAGCACACCAACCAUUUCAACAGUUUCAACUACCUCCGUAACAACUUCACCAACAACUCCUUCAUCCACUACACCAACAGUCUCAGAAACAACUCCAACAAAGACAGUUUCAACUACCCCAUCAUCCAGCACACCAACAACUUCAACAGUAUCAACAUCAUCUGUAACAACUUCACCAACAACUCCUUCAUCCACCACGCCAACUGUUUCUGAAACAACAACAAGCACAGUGUCCACAACCCCAUCAUCAAGCACACCAACCAUUUCAACAGUUUCAACUACCUCUGUAACAACUUCGCCAACAACUCCUUCAUCCUCUACACCAACAGUCUCAGAAACAACUCCUACAAAGACAGUUUCAACUACCCCAUCAUCCAGCACACCAACAACUUCAACAGUAUCAACAUCAUCUGUAACAACUUCACCAACAACUCCUUCAUCCACCACGCCAACUGUUUCUGAAACAACAACAAGCACAGUGUCCACAACCCCAUCAUCAAGCACACCAACCAUUUCAACAGUUUCAACUACCUCUGUAACAACUUCGCCAACAACUCCUUCAUCCUCUACACCAACAGUCUCAGAAACAACUCCUACAAAGACAGUUUCAACUACCCCAUCAUCCAGCACACCAACAACUUCAACAGUAUCAACAUCAUCUGUAACAACUUCACCAACAACUCCUUCAUCCACCACACCAACUGUUUCUGAAACAACAACAAGCACAGUAUCCACAACCCCAUCAUCAAGCACACCAACCAUUUCAACAGUUUCAACUACCUCUGUAACAACUUCGCCAACAACUCCUUCAUCCUCUACACCAACAGUCUCAGAAACAACUCCUACAAAGACAGUUUCAACUACCCCAUCAUCCAGCACACCAACAACUUCAACAGUAUCAACAUCAUCUGUAACAACUUCACCAACAACUCCUUCAUCCACCACACCAACUGUUUCUGAAACAACAACAAGCACAGUAUCCACAACCCCAUCAUCAAGCACACCAACCAUUUCAACAGUUUCAACUAGCUCUGUAUCAACUUCGCCAACAACUCCUUCAUCCACUACACCAACAGUCUCAGAAACAACUCCUACAAAGACAGUUUCAACUACCCCAUCAUCCAGCACACCAACAACUUCAACAGUAUCAACAUCAUCUGUAACAACGUCACCAACAACUCCUUCAUCCACGACGCCAACUGUUUCUGAAACAACAAGCACAGUGUCCACAACCCCAUCAUCCAGCACACCAACCAUUUCAACUGUUUCAACUACCUCCGUAACAACUUCACCAACAACUCCUUCAUCCACUACACCAACAGUCUCAGAAACAACUCCUACAAAGACAGUUUCAACUACCCCAUCAUCCAGCACACCAACAACUUCAACAGUAUCAACAUCAUCUGUAACAACUUCACCAACAACUCCUUCAUCCACCACGCCAACUGUUUCUGAAACAACAACAAGCACAGUGUCCACAACCCCAUCAUCAAGCACACCGACCAUUUCAACAGUUUCAACUACCUCUGUAACAACUUCGCCAACAACUCCUUCAUCCUCUACACCAACAGUCUCAGAAACAACUCCUACAAAGACAGUUUCAACUACCCCAUCAUCCAGCACACCAACAACUUCAACAGUAUCAACAUCAUCUGUAACAACUUCACCAACAACUCCUUCAUCCACCACGCCAACUGUUUCUGAAACAACAACAAGCACAGUGUCCACAACCCCAUCAUCAAGCACACCAACCAUUUCAACAGUUUCAACUACCUCUGUAACAACUUCGCCAACAACUCCUUCAUCCUCUACACCAACAGUCUCAGAAACAACUCCUACAAAGACAGUUUCAACUACCCCAUCAUCCAGCACACCAACAACUUCAACAGUAUCAACAUCAUCUGUAACAACUUCACCAACAACUCCUUCAUCCACCACACCAACUGUUUCUGAAACAACAACAAGCACAGUAUCCACAACCCCAUCAUCAAGCACACCAACCAUUUCAACAGUUUCAACUACCUCUGUAACAACUUCGCCAACAAUUCCUUCAUCCUCUACACCAACAGUCUCAGAAACAACUCCUACAAAGACAGUUUCAACUACCCCAUCAUCCAGCACACCAACAACUUCAACAGUAUCAACAUCAUCUGUAACAACUUCACCAACAACUCCUUCAUCCACCACAUCAACUGUUUCUGAAACAACAACAAGCACAGUAUCCACAACCCCAUCAUCAAGCACACCAACCAUUUCAACAGUUUCAACUAGCUCUGUAUCAACUUCGCCAACAACUCCUUCAUCCACUACACCAACAGUCUCAGAAACAACUCCUACAAAGACAGUUUCAACUACCCCAUCAUCCAGCACACCAACAACUUCAACAGUAUCAACAUCAUCUGUAACAACUUCACCAACAACUCCUUCAUCCACCACACCAACUGUUUCUGAAACAACAACAAGCACAGUAUCCACAACCCCAUCAUCAAGCACACCAACCAUUUCAACAGUUUCAACUAGCUCUGUAUCAACUUCGCCAACAACUCCUUCAUCCACUACACCAACAGUCUCAGAAACAACUCCUACAAAGACAGUUUCAACUACCCCAUCAUCCAGCACACCAACAACUUCAACAGUAUCAACAUCAUCUGUAACAACGUCACCAACAACUCCUUCAUCCACGACGCCAACUGUUUCUGAAACAACAAGCACAGUGUCCACAACCCCAUCAUCCAGCACACCAACCAUUUCAACUGUUUCAACUACCUCCGUAACAACUUCACCAACAACUCCUUCAUCCACUACACCAACAGUCUCAGAAACAACUCCUACAAAGACAGUUUCAACUACCCCAUCAUCCAGCACACCAACAACUUCAACAGUAUCAACAUCAUCUGUAACAACUUCACCAACAACUCCUUCAUCCACCACGCCAACUGUUUCUGAAACAACAACAAGCACAGUGUCCACAACCCCAUCAUCAAGCACACCAACCAUUUCAACAGUUUCAACUACCUCUGUAACAACUUCACCAACAACUCCUUCAUCCACUACACCAACAGUCUCAGAAACAACUCCUACAAAGACAGUUUCAACAACCACAUCAUCCAGCACACCAACAACUUCAACAGUAUCAACAUCAUCUGUAACAACUUCACCAACAACUCCUUCAUCCACCACGCCAACUGUUUCUGAAACAACAACAAGCACAGUGUCCACAACCCCAUCAUCAAGCACAUCAACCAUUUCAACAGUUUCAACUACCUCUGUAACAACUUCGCCAACAACUCCUUCAUCCUCUACACCAACAGUCUCAGAAACAACUCCUACAAAGACAGUUUCAACUACCCCAUCAUCCAGCACACCAACAACUUCAACAGUAUCAACAUCAUCUGUAACAACUUCACCAACAACUCCUUCAUCCACCACACCAACUGUUUCUGAAACAACAACAAGCACAGUAUCCACAACCCCAUCAUCAAGCACACCAACCAUUUCAACAGUUUCAACUACCUCUGUAACAACUUCGCCAACAACUCCUUCAUCCUCUACACCAACAGUCUCAGAAACAACUCCUACAAAGACAGUUUCAACUACCCCAUCAUCCAGCACACCAACAACUUCAACAGUAUCAACAUCAUCUGUAACAACUUCACCAACAACUCCUUCAUCCACGACGCCAACUGUUUCUGAAACAACAAGCACAGUGUCCACAACCCCAUCAUCCAGCACACCAACCAUUUCAACAGUUUCAACUACCUAUGUAACAACUUCACCAACAACUCCUUCAUCCACUACACCAACAGUCUCAGAAACAACUCCUACAAAGACAGUUUCAACAACCACAUCAUCCAGCACACCAACAACUUCAACAGUAUCAACAUCAUCUGUAACUACUUCACCAACAACUCCUUCAUCUACCACUCCAACUGUUUCUGAAACAACAACAAGCUCAGUGUCCACAACCCCAUCAUCCAGCACACCAACAAGUUCAACAGUAUCAACUUCCUCUAUAACAAUAUCACCAACCACUCCUUCAUCCACCACACCAACUCUUUCUGAAACAACAAGCACAGUUUCAACAACCCCAUCAUCCAGCACACCGACAAUUUCAACAGUUUCAACUACCUCUGUAACAACUUCACCAACAACUCCUUUAUCCACCACACCGACAGUCUCAGAAACAACUUCCACAAAGACAAUUUCCACAACCACAUCAUCAAGCACACCAACAACUUCAACAGUAUCAACAUCCUCUGUAACAACAUCCCCAACCACUCCUUCAUCCACCACACCAACAGUCUCAGAAUCAACUCCUACAAAGACAGUUUCCACAACCACAUCAACAAGCACACCAACAACUUCAACAGUAUCAACACUAUCUGUAACAACUUCACCAACAACUCCUUCAUCCACAACACCAACAGUCUCAGAAACAACUCCUACAAAGACACUUUCAACAACCACAUCAUCAAGCACACCAACAACUUCCACAGUAUCAACAUCAUCUUUAACAACAUCACCAACAACUCCUUCAUCCACCACACCAACUGUUUCUCAAACUACGACUAUGAGUACAGUGUCCACAACUCCAUCAUCAAGCACAUCUACAAGUACUACUGUUACAGAAACAUCUGUUUUUACUCUUUCAACUGGAGGUCCAACCUCUUCUCCUAUUUCUACUGUACCAACCAUUACAGAAUCUUCAAGUUCUUCUUCUGGGUCAACUACUUCAAGCUCAACGGAGACUACUUCUUCCACUACGACCACUACUGUGUAUACAGUUACUGUCACUUCUACUUCUGGAACUACCACAUUGUCAUCAACACCAUCAUCGUCAGGUUUUACUUCUUCAACCACACCUACAAUUAGUUCUACAAUUUUUACAACAAAGGUUUCAGAAUCUACUCCUAUCUUUUCUGAAAAAACUACACCUUCAUCAUCAUCAACCACAUCGCCCUUGUCAUUACCUGUCACCACAACAUCAUGCUUCUGCAAAGUAAAUGAAAUCCUUUUUUCACCAGGUGAAACAAUCUACAGGACUAAAGAUAACGAUGGCUGUGAAUAUUAUGCAAUAUGUGGUAGUCAGUGUACCCCUGAAAGGUUUGUGGAUAACUGUGUCACGUCAUCCACCACUGUCUCAUCAACACCAACCACUGUUCCUUCAACACCAACCACUGUUCCUUCAACACCAUCGACAGAGAUUACUGUUUCAUCAACACCAUCAAUGUCUACAGCAACAACUGUAUCAAGAACCACAUCUUCAACAACUUCUCCUAUAUCCAGUCCCAAGCCUACAACUGCUCCUGUAUCAAGUACAACAUCUCACAUAUGUGACUGUCAAAUGCCGCAAUGUGGUCCAGGCUUCCGUGUAGCAACACUAAUGCCUUAUGGAGCAUUCUGCCCCAACAUUACAUGUGUUCCUGAAGCCGUUUGUGUUGUGGGGAAUGAAGUAUAUCAACGUGGUUCAAACAUACCUCAGGCCAAAGACGUCUGCCAGACAUGUACUUGCUCCUAUGAUAUGAACAUGGGUUCCGACUUUUACGCUAUUAAAUGCCAACCUGUUGUGUGUGAUACAACUUGCCAGCCAGGUUUUGUAUACAAACAGAGGUCAGGAGAAUGCUGCGGUGAAUGCGUGGCCCAGCAUUGUACAAUGAAAAGUAAUAAUGGUACAAACGUAGACAUUGAGAUCGGAAAGGUAUAUCAUCCAACAGAGAGCACCUGCUCCUACUAUGAAUGUCUUGAAGAAAAUGGACAGCCUAUCUUGACCAAAGUGAAGACUGUGUGCCAGGAUAUAGACAUCGAUAAAUGUGAACUGAAUACACUCACAUUUGAACCUAAUGGCUGCUGUAGGACGUGUACAUACAAAACUGUUGAUGUUACGAAGACACCUGAAGUGAUUGAAGACUGCAGUGCUCGAAAGAAUGUCACAGUUUUGCAAGAAGGCAAUUGUGAACUGCAAGUAGAGCUCACAUACUGUGGAGGACCCUGCAUGGGAACAUCUAUAUAUUCCAUGAGUACAAUGAACAUUAAUCAUCAAUGUACCUGCUGCACAGAAAUGGCUGUACAGACAAAGACUGUUCAACUGCUUUGUGAUGAUGGAACAUACAAGAGCUAUAGUUAUACUGAUGUGGUUAGCUGUGGCUGUGCCGGGGCAGUGUGUACACCAUCUGUAUAGUGGUUUACUGGCAUAAAUAAUCAACAAAGCUGAGCGAGUAAUAAUGUCUACGAAGUAACAUUCUGUAUAUAUGCAUUAAGCACCUUUCUCAUAUCUUUAUACCCAUGACACAUGUUGAGUAGGUUUAGACUUUUAUUAUAUAUGUAAAAGCUAUAUGACCUGUGUACUUAGGUGAUUUCCUUUAUAGUCUAUCCUAGAUUAAAGCGUCAUGAGGUACUAUAGCUUAAAGGUAAGCAGAGACAUAUUGUGAUCCACACGUUUAGAGAAUGGAUAUUAAUUCAGCUUUGAUGAACAUUGUGUCCAAAAAUUUCUGAAUCUUACUUAUUAUAUUCUCUUAUAAAUUAAUAAUGUUCUGUAAUAAAUGGUAGCUCUUAAUAAACAUCAAAAGUGAAAGCAUCAAA